AUGGGUAAAACUACAUUAGCCGGACAGCUUAAUGAUGUCGGGCUCGACUUCGAUAUCGCCGUCAAGCAGGCCACCGUGACCCAACAACGGCGUCCGGCUACCGCGAUCGAUCGUGAUAUCGAGAAGCCAGGCGUAGCACGGGCGAACAGGGCCGUGUCGACCGACGAGCCAGAAGGAAAGAAAGAAUACGUCGGAAAGUUUAAGGAUUAUUCCGUCAUGCAACAACAUAUUCUCUUCUGGGAUCGUGAUAAUGACGGUCAGAUCUAUCCAUGGGACACAUACGUCGGAUUCCGCGAAUUGGGAUUCAAUAUCUUCUUCUCGCUCCUUGCGGUUCUAGUCAUUAAUUUGAACUUCUCGUAUCCGACUCGUCUGGCUCAUUCGUGGCUUCCGGAUCCGUGGUUUAGAGUCUAUGUUGAUAGUGUGCAUAAGGCAAAGCACGGCUCCGAUAGCGGUACCUAUGACAUGGAAGGACGAUUCACACCACAAUCAUUUGAGAAUAUUUUUUCCAAAUACGAUAUGGAUCGAGAUGGUGCUCUUAGUUUGAAAGAGACGUUUUCGAUGAUGGCUGGUCAUCGAUGUGCGGCUGAUCCAUUUGGGUGGGGAGCAGCAUUCUUCGAAUUCGGAACCACUUGGCUUCUUGUCCAGCGUGAUGGGAAGAUUUUCAAGGAAGAUUUGAGAGGAGUCUACGAUGGCUCUAUCUUCUGGCGCAUUAGGGACGCUCGCAAAACAAAGGCCGGAUGGAACCAAGGUUUCGGUCUUGGAGGGGAUGGGCUCUUUGGCGCGACGAAGGUGGCUUAA
Molecule: messenger RNA, 798 nt
Organism: Paecilomyces variotii
Lineage: Eukaryota; Fungi; Ascomycota; Eurotiomycetes; Eurotiales; Thermoascaceae
Product: putative calcium binding protein Caleosin
Exons: 5
Coding region: 1-798 (265 amino acids)
Molecular function (GO): monooxygenase activity; calcium ion binding
Source: RefSeq, a predicted model, not a curated record